CUAAGCCAUGAGAGUUGUAAAAGAGUCUCUGACAUAAUAGCCUGCAGCGCACCCAUAGCUUUCAGUAAGUUGGCUACUCCUGAGUCGUGACAUAAACUGACGUCAUGCCUGGGGCGGGACAGCGACAAGAUACAUAAGCUGGAACCGGCACCGCGCUGUAUCGGUUAGAAUAUUCAACCUGAAAAUAUAAGCAUGUCGGUCGUGUGCACCUCUCUAGCCCGAAACGCCAUGGCAUUACGGAACACUGGGGCGAUGGUGAUGGUGCGCUAUACACAGACUGCAGCCGCCCCGGCAUCUGAGCCCAGGAUCAAGAAGUUCCAGAUCUACCGCUGGGACCCAGACACAAUGGGGGAUAAGCCACGCAUGCAGACAUACGAAAUUGACCUCAACAACUGCGGCCCCAUGGUUUUGGAUGCCCUCAUUAAAAUCAAGAAUGAGAUGGACCCCACGCUCACAUUCAGACGCUCCUGCAGAGAGGGUAUCUGCGGCUCAUGUGCCAUGAACAUCAACGGAGGCAACACACUGGCCUGCUUAAACAAAAUAGACAGCAAUACAAGCAAACCGAUCAAAAUUUACCCACUCCCACACAUGUACGUUGUCAAAGAUCUGGUGCCGGACAUGAGUAAUUUCUAUGCCCAGUACAAGUCCAUCGAGCCCUUCCUGAAGAAGAAAGAUGAGUCUCAGGAGGGCAAGGAGCAGUACCACCAGACUGUGGAAGACAGGCAAAAGCUGGACGGUCUGUAUGAGUGCAUUCUCUGUGCCUGCUGUAGCACCAGCUGCCCUAGUUACUGGUGGAAUGGAGAUAAGUAUCUGGGCCCUGCUGUCCUCAUGCAGGCCUAUCGUUGGAUGAUUGAUUCACGUGAUGAGUUCACAGAGGAACGACUGUCGAAGCUCCAGGACCCCUUCUCUCUCUACCGCUGUCACACAAUCAUGAACUGCACUAAGACAUGCCCCAAGGGACUCAACCCAGGAAAGGCUAUUGCUGAGAUCAAGAAAAUGAUGGCAACAUAUAAAGAGAAAGUCAUUAACCCCGUGAACAUUGUGGAAAACCACCGGACUUGAAAUCCACUAGUAAUGACUCUAAUGCUGAACUUUCGAUUACACAUUAUCCUUUCAACAGUGUCUGUCCCUUUCAUUAGGCUUCGCACAUGAAAAAAGAUACAGGCAGUCUAGAAGAUACUGCCGCUUUUAUAUAUGUGAGAGUGAAUGUGUGCUAGAGGAGAGGAGAGAAAGGACAGAGGGAGAAAUGGAAUAACUGCUCCUCCCUCUAGAAAAAUACUUUUUUUUCUUAAAAUACAUACAAAAGUAAUGUUUGAUGUGGUGAUAGAGCUUAUUACUCAGUGUGUGUAUAGAUUGUACAGCAGGGGUUGGCAACAGGUACUAGCCUACAAGUAUUUCAUAUUUUGGGGGGAUUUUAGUGUUUGGAGAAAAAUAUACUUAAACCACCAGGAAUUCAGCAAAACAAAAUGUGUUUCAUUUAGGAAAUCUGUUCAAGUAUUCCCAUGAGUAAAAAAAGAUGUGAUUGUGUCUCAAUGUAAUCAAGGUCUGAAAUUAUUGCUAUUUUCAAAUACAAUCUUUUUUGGGCUUAGUUGUGGUCAAUUUGCAGUGUAUAAAUGAUUUUUAAUUCUGUUCCGGCACCCCCGACCAUAUUGAGCUCUGGAUGACAAUUUGAUGUUUGUUCAUUGGAUAUACUGUAUGUAUAUACAUAAUACUUUAAGGAAAACCAGUUAAAUGUUAUUUAAAUGCUUAUCAAUGCUUAUCAAUAAAGGAAGUAGAAGUCUUAAUUUACCAUUGUAACACAUUGAUAGGUUUCAUGAACGAAACUGAAAUGGUUUAGUUGAUUUUUAAAAGGUUUGAUACUUUAUCUGGUUAAUGGCUGUUAGAAUAGUUUUUGGGCCAAAGAUCGACUCAGAAUGGAAGUAUGUUUUCAAAACUAUGAUUUAUCAUUGUCCCAUGGGGAAUGGAGUUGGGAAAAAUGUAUGUUACAUCUCGUAAAUAUUAUGUAUUGCGAAAUUUGAUUUUAUGUCUCGGUGUGGGGCUCUACUUUGGUGGCAACGCCUCCGAAAAGAUCUCCCCUGUCAUUUUCAGAUUGUAUACAGUAUGCUUAAUGAUCAAAAUAAACAAAAACAAACCA
This is a messenger RNA of Salmo salar (Atlantic salmon), 2134 nucleotides long. Its product is annotated as succinate dehydrogenase [ubiquinone] iron-sulfur subunit, mitochondrial. Gene Ontology annotation, cellular component: mitochondrial membrane. Gene Ontology annotation, molecular function: electron transfer activity; oxidoreductase activity; 2 iron, 2 sulfur cluster binding. NCBI's taxonomy places the organism in Eukaryota, Metazoa, Chordata, Actinopteri, Salmoniformes, Salmonidae. The record is from RefSeq and is a predicted model, not a curated record. Gene Ontology annotation, biological process: respiratory electron transport chain; tricarboxylic acid cycle; aerobic respiration.